AUGUCAGAAUAUUUACCAAUAGAGGAAUAUCAGAAUAUUUACCAGUGGAGGAAUGUCAGAAUGUUUACUUGUGGAGGAAUAUCAGAAUAUUUACCAGUGGAGGUGUAUCAGAAUAUUUACCAGUGGAGGAAUAUCAGAAUAUUUACCAGUGGAGGAAUAUCAGAAUAUUUACCAGUGGAGGAAUAUCAGAAUAUUUACCAGUGGAGGAAUGUCAGAAUGUUUACCAGUGGAGGAAUGUCAGAAUAUUUACCAGUGGAGGAAUAUCAGAAUAUUUACCAGUGUAGGAAUAUCAGAAUAUUUACCAGUGGAGGUGUAUCAGAAUAUUUACCAGUGGAGGAAUAUCAGAAUAUUUACCAGUGGAGGUGUAUCAGAAUAUUUACCAGUGGAGGAAUAUCAGAAUAUUUACCAGUGGAGGUGUAUCAGAAUAUUUACCAGUGGAGGUGUAUCAGAAUAUUUACCAAUAGAGGAAUAUCAGAAUGUUUACCAAUAGAGGAAUAUCAGAAUAUUUACCAGUGGAGGUGUAUCAGAAUAUUUACCAGUGGAGGAAUAUCAGAAUAUUUACCAGUGGAGGAAUAUCAGAAUAUUUACCAGUGGAGGAAUAUCAGAAUAUUUACCAGUGGAGGAAUGUCAGAAUGUUUACCAGUGGAGGAAUGUCAGAAUAUUUACCAGUGGAGGAAUAUCAGAAUAUUUACCAGUGGAGGAAUAUCAGAAUAUUUACCAGUGGAGGUGUAUCAGAAUAUUUACCAGUGGAGGAAUAUCAGAAUAUUUACCAGUGGAGGUGUAUCAGAAUAUUUACCAGUGGAGGUGUAUCAGAAUAUUUACCAGUGGAGGUGUAUCAGAAUAUUUACCAGUGGAGGAAUAUCAGAAUAUUUACCAGUGGAGGAAUAUCAGAAUAUUUACCAAUAG
Messenger RNA from Pelobates cultripes (western spadefoot toad), 906 nucleotides. Lineage: Eukaryota; Metazoa; Chordata; Amphibia; Anura; Pelobatidae. The record is from the annotation of a GenBank genome assembly.